Molecule: messenger RNA, 548 nt
Organism: Acaulospora morrowiae
Lineage: Eukaryota; Fungi; Glomeromycota; Glomeromycetes; Diversisporales; Acaulosporaceae
Source: the annotation of a GenBank genome assembly
CUCAGUCGCCCAAUCAAAACGACGCCUUUUAUUUGGGGACGAAAUUACACGGUUCAAGGGGCGCCCGACCUGAAGGUUUGACCGAAAACAUAUUCUUGUCUUCCAAAAUUGGUGUGUCUCAAGAUUAUUUUUCUGUCAACAAUAGGUUCUUGUUCAAAAUCGGCGAGUUCAUAGACAAAUUCCAUAGACAAUUCCUGAUUGCCAAAUCACUUCCAAAUACUGUAAAUGAGAUGAUGAAAGAAGCACAGCGCAACGUUUUUCGUUUGAUUGGACUCACCUCAACCGCUCAUGUGAGAAGAGGCUUCAUCGAGAUUUUGAAAGAACCCUUAUUAAAACACAUCAAUAACGGAAUAAUCGAUGCUCUGAUUAGGUGUUUAGGGAAAUGCCUGCAGAUGAGGAAACACGCGUGUCAUGAUGAGAAAACCCGUUUGAUGAUGAAAGCUCCACCUCCAUCCACAACGGAUUUCCAACCCAAUGAUCGAUCAUUUCUUUUCGCUUCAACGAGGACGAGUGCGAGCAUCCUGAAGGGACGACUCGCUCGCCCUUGA